AUGAGAAGCCUUCUACUGAGUGUGCUCCUCCCGGUUCUCAUCUCUGCUGGGACAUCAGAACCACAAUAUGCACUUUACAUUCCUGCAAAGCUGAACAGCGGAGAGAUUGAAAAAGCCUGUAUGAACCUCCAAGGUUACGAGCAAACCCUACAGCUCAAUGUGGUACUUCAGUACAGCGGGAUUAACUUCACUAUAUUCUCUGAGAAGGUCUCCCCUCCUACAUACUUCCAAUGUAACAACUUCCAGAUCCCAGUAGUACGAGGUGAUGUUCCAGCCUUUGUAUUGCUCUCUGUCUCCGGAGAAGAUGUGCAGGUAUUACAGAGAUAUUCUGUGGUCAUCACUGAGGUCAACAACAUCUACCUGGUCCAAAUGGAUAAACCAAUCUACAAACCUGGACAGAAAGUGCUGUUUAAUCUGGUUUCACUAAAUCAGCAGCUGCUUCCUGUUAAUGCAACGGAUCCAUCAGGGAGUCGCUUAGUCCAAUGGUUGGAUCAGAAGUCACAAAGCGGUCUUGUAUCGUUAGAAUUCUCUCUGGUGGAUGACGCCGUUUCUGGAUCUUACGUUAUAACGGCUGAGAUAGCGCCUAACGCUGCUGUGAGUCAGUGGUUUAGUGUGGAUGAAUAUGUGCUGCCCAGAUUUGAUGUGAAUUUGGAAGCUCCGACCACUUUAUCCAUUCUGGAUGAGACUCUACAUUUUAAUAUCUGUGCAGAGUAUACGUAUGGAGAACCAGUGCCUGGAGCGGUAGCAGUGAAAUUCUGCAGACAGCCCACUUAUGGUCUAUUAAAUAAUUGCUUCAAGGACAAAAAUGGCGCCUGCUUUUAUAAGACAGCACAGAUCGGGCGCCCAACUGGUAUCAUGCAUAGACCUAUUGAGCAUUGUACGGUUACCUCAUUAUCAGUGCCACCUAAUGUACAGUUGGCCUCAGAUGGCACCUACCAGGGGGAAAUUGACCUGACCUCCAUCCAGAUGGAUCUCUCUGGAGCCCAAACCAAUCUUAAUUUAUCUGUAACAGUUACGGAGAAUGGAACAGGGAUCCAAGUCACAAAGACUCAGUAUCUGUGGGUGACCAGCCAACUUGCCAGCAUCAGUUUCAAUUAUGAGCAUAUGAACCAGUUUUAUAAAAGAGGGCUCCCAUAUUCUGUCAUGGUUUUACUUACGGAUGAGAAGGGCCUCCCGAUAGCAGGUGAAGAGGUGCAGCUCAAUAUUGAUGGUGUUUGGGGCACUCAGACUGUAAUAACUGGCUUGGACGGAUCAGCAAGAUACGAGAUAGACACCUCUAACUUCCUAGAACCCAACUUUACAAUCAAGGCCAGUUACCUGAAUACAGAGCAGUGCUAUUACAGUAGGUGGCAAGGUCCUGACUAUCCAACCACUGAAUACACUGUCUUUCGCUUCUAUUCGGAGACCGGAAGCUUCCUGCAGAUCAUUCCUCUUCAGGGCACCCUACAAUGUGGUCAGAAGCAGAAGAUUGAGGUUCAGUUCCUUCUGAGCGCUGAUGGGGUUGGUGUUGGGGCUACUAAAGCCACGUUCUAUUAUCUCACUAUGUCAAGAUCACGGAUAGUUCAGUCUGGACAGCAAGAUGUUGAGCUCAGUCCGGCUAUGAAUGGGACUCUCUCUUUUGACCUCCCAAUAACUUCAGAAAUCGCCUUCAGGACGGACCUCAUUGUGUACAGCCUUCUACAAACAGAGCUCAUUGCAGAUACCAGGUCAUUGAAUAUCGAAAGCUGCUUCAAAAAUGAGGUAUCGCUGAGUUUCUCUAAAGAAAUUGGACCUCCAGCCUCCGAUGUUGACCUACAGAUAUCGGCAUCUCCAGGAUCUCUGUGUGCAGUCAAAGUGAUUGACUCCAGUAUACUUCUUCUCCAACCAGACACAGGGAUGACACCUGAAGCAGUAUAUUCCUCCCUGCAGAACUGGUUCUCAGGAUAUUUUAUUGGACAAUUCAAUGUUGAGGAGCCGGGACCCCCCUGUCAGGAUCCCAACAAACAGAUAUUUUAUAAUGGAAAUUAUUAUGUUCCUGUGAGUAGUGAUUCUGAUGGAGAUACAUAUAAUUACCUGAAGAAUAUAGGCUUAAUUGUGGGGACAGACGUGACUGUGAGAAAGCCUGAGGUGUGCAGCCUGAAAAACUAUAUCUAUCCACAAGGAAUAUUUCCAAAGGCUGAAGAGAUGGCGCAGCAUGCCCCUGCUCCCUAUAUGGCUAGUACAUUGGGAGGAUCUAAAACAAUUGAAACAGUUAGAGGAAACUUUUCGGACACCUGGGUGUGGACAAUGGUAACGGCUGAUUCACAAGGCCAUGGCAAUAUAUCUCAGACAGUUCCUGAUACUAUCACUGAGUGGGAGGGCUCCAUGAUCUGCACGUCUGAAACGGACGGGUUUGGGAUGACGAAGAGUCCGUCAGAGUUCACCACAUUCCUCCCAUUCUUCAUAGAGGUGUCUCUACCUUAUUCCUUCAUUCGAGGAGAAUUGCUUGUCCUAAGUGGCUUUGUGUCCAACUAUCUGGAGCAAUGUGUGAAGAUCCUAGUAAGUUUGUCGAAGUCUGAUGAUUAUCAAGCUGCACUGCAAGAGGGAGAACAGAAUGCAUGCAUCUGCUCAGAAGAGAGAGCCUCCUAUAUCUGGAACAUAAAUGCGACCUCAUUAGGGGUUAUCAAUUUUACUGUUUCGGCAGAGACUACCUACAUUGGUCAAACAUGUGAUGGAACCAAUGAUCCUUCUCAGCCCUCCCGCAAGGAUACUGUGAUACAGACCAUUAUUGUCGAGGCUGAGGGGAUUAAAAAAGAAGUCACCUCUAGUAAUCUCAUCUGUAUCCAAGGAGAUAUUAUAGGUCUUCCCCUGCAGAACCUUCAGAACCUGCUCCAGAUGCCUUUUGGAUGUGGAGAACAGAAUCUUGUGCGCCUAGCUCCCAUACCUCAUCUUCUAGAUUAUCUGAACGCCACGGGCCAACUUACAGAAGAGAUUGUCCAGAAAGGGAUUCAGUUCAUGAACACUGGUUAUUACCGAGAGCUCAGAUACAAACUAUCGUCUGGAGCUUAUAGUUUAUUUGGAGGCUUCGGGAGUGAAGAAAACUCAUGGUUGACAGCUUAUGUCUUCAAGACUUUUGAAAAAUGCAAGCAAUACAUUUACAUUGAUGAGAGAAUUCAGCAGCAAACACUCAUCUGGCUGGGAAACAACCAGCAACUGGACAGCGGCUGCUUCAGAGCCAUUGGUGACUCCUUCAUGAAAAUGAAAAAAGGAGCAGAUGAAGAUCUCAUCUACACGGCCUUCCUUGCCAUCACUCUCUUGGAGUCUAAUUACAGUCUUGGGAUGACCUUGUUGGACAGUACCUUGACCUGCCUACAGAACGCCCUUAAGACCGAACAAAGUUUAUCCAACCAGGUCCUCAUGGUCUACACCUUUACACUGGCUAAGGAUUGGGACAGGAGGUAUAGUCUUCUCAAGUCACUAAAAUCUAAGGCCAUCUCAGAAGGAGGGAUGAUUCAUUGGGAACGUGAAGACAAACCUGAAGUACGACCUAUUGGCCUUUUCUACCCUCUGUAUUCUGCCGCUGAAGUGGAAAUCACUGCAUAUAUAUUACUGAGCAUUGCCAUCGGACCCAAUAUCACCCAAGAUGAACUGACGUACAUGGCACAGAUCUCAGUUUGGCUGAUUAGGCAACAAAAUUCAUAUGGGGGAUUUCAUUCCACCCUGGACACUGUGGUUGCUCUUAAAGCUCUUUCUGCAUUUGCCAAAUUGAUUUUUAACCCCAAUGCUGAGCACAUUAUACGACUGAAUGGACAAAAUCAGCAAAGCUCGGAGAUAAAGCUGAAUAAGGACAACAGACUCCUGGUCCAGAGACAAUCGCUCAUUGUUCCUGGUGAUUACAGCAUCAGCAUCACAGGGAUAGGCUGCUGUCUUAUACAGACCACUCUUCAGUACAACGUCCCUGUUCCCCAGGAGAACUCCGCUUUCCAUCUCUCGGUAAACACGUCUUCUAUGAGCUGUGUGAACGGAGUGGCCUACACCUUUACUAUUGGCAUCAGUGUCAGCUAUAGAGGAAAUCGACCUCAAUCCAAUAUGGCGAUCAUAGAUAUUGCAUUGCUCUCGGGAUACCAAGCAGACUACUGGUCUCUUCAAGAGUUGGUGGAAAAAAAAGUGAUUUCCAACAGUGAGACCAAGAACAAUCAUGUGAACCUGUACCUGAAAUCUGUUACCUGUGACACAACUUACCUAUCAUUCAACGUUAUGAUGGGCAAUAGAGUGCUAAAUGUGAAGACUGGCUCCAUCUAUGUGUAUGAUUACUACGAAACAGCUGACAAUGGUUAUGCAUCGUACCGCCACCCCUGUGCUCAGCAGUAA
Messenger RNA from Bufo gargarizans (Asiatic toad), 4329 nucleotides. Its product is annotated as ovostatin-like. The record is from RefSeq and is a predicted model, not a curated record. Gene Ontology annotation, cellular component: extracellular region. The transcript has 34 exons. The coding region runs from base 1 to 4329 and encodes 1442 amino acids. Gene Ontology annotation, molecular function: endopeptidase inhibitor activity. NCBI's taxonomy places the organism in Eukaryota, Metazoa, Chordata, Amphibia, Anura, Bufonidae.